UCGCGCUGGUUUAAAGCGCAUGUGCAGCUCCAAUUGGAUGCCAAAUCGGCAGCUUCAGAUCGCAUUGGCUCGCGUCACAACAGUUAAAUUUGCCCUGCACACCAACCAGAAACUGUUCGGGAUCGAGAUGGCUGAAUUCAAAGUGACUGUAAAGUGCAUGUGGAACUCAGAGACUGGAGAUUUCACACUGCUAGUGGAAGGUGAUGAAGAGGCCGAGCAGGAAAAAGAUAACGACGACACUACCUCAUCUUAACAGCUGCUAGUUUGUUUAUACUGCUUAUUUCAUGUUUACCUGCUAUACCUCAAGUGCCCUUGACUGUUUGGUUAUUUGAACCAAUUUGUGUGUG
Neoarius graeffei (lesser salmon catfish) is the source of this 347-nucleotide messenger RNA. RefSeq names its product mRNA turnover protein 4 homolog. The transcript has 2 exons. Bases 20 to 253 code for a protein of 77 amino acids. NCBI's taxonomy places the organism in Eukaryota, Metazoa, Chordata, Actinopteri, Siluriformes, Ariidae. The record is from RefSeq and is a predicted model, not a curated record.